Molecule: messenger RNA, 693 nt
Organism: Dibothriocephalus latus
Lineage: Eukaryota; Metazoa; Platyhelminthes; Cestoda; Diphyllobothriidea; Diphyllobothriidae
Source: the annotation of a GenBank genome assembly
AUUCGUCAGCUGGCGGAGACUUGUAUCGACCACACGGUGAGCGGGCGACCCAAGUUCCGGAACAUCCUCAAGACACUUGCAAGUCUGGUGCCCGCCGGUCGAUCCAUUGGACAUCAUAUGCUGAGAGCGGCCAAUAUACGCACCAACGAUCUCAAAUCUCACAUCGUUUUUGAAAAUCUCAAGGUGUCUCGCCAGAGGCAGCAACUCUGCCACAAAUUAGAUAACCUCUUUCCGCGUGAAUACUGCCAGAAGAUUCUUGCCGGCCUGCCCCAGCCAGAGUCGGAGCUCCAUAUGAUAGCGAUUUGCGUUGUUGGAGUAGUGCAGGUCGAUAAGGCUCCCGUGUUAGGCGCAAGCGAGAAGGAUCAUAUGCUCGACCAUCUGUUAUUAGUAAAAUCCAUCGCAGGACAAAAAGCAGCUGAAAGGGGACUUCGAAUGCUGAUUACCCCAGGUGGCCUUGGGCACGAGGGAUUCAGUUUUGUCUCUGCCAGUCCCGGUGUUCAGACAAGCGCGCAGGUCAUCGACCAAAUGCUCACAAUGAUCUCGGAGGUGCGAACAGAAUUUCGCUCUCGUCUACCCUCCCGCCGCGAGACCUGCUCUGUGAACGCGGCUGUGCACAUGGCCGCUGCCUUCACAGGCCUGAUCGGUGUUCAUCUGCCCAGGUUUGUCGACAUUACAACUAUGCCAGCCAAAUAA